CAGUGCGCCCCGCCUGGCGAUUAUGCGAUCAAGACCAAGGUGAGGGCCGCCAGAGAGUCCUUUUGCUGCCACUCAGAGUGGGGGGCGGCUCCCCUCUACCGCCGGCCGGCUGCUAUGUUCUGCUACCCAGACGGGCUAGGGGCCGCCUUCUCGGCCUUGCUGGUGGCGGCGCUGGCCCUGACCCGGAGUGCGGCGGUCUCCUGCCUGCUGACCGGCGGCCUCUACUUGGUGCUGCGCCUCUUGAGCCUCGAACCCGUCGCCCCUCAGCGAGCCCAGCUCGUCGUGCAGCCGCGCGGGAACUCCUCGCGCAUCGCCCAUCGCGGCGGCGCGCACGAUGCGCCCGAGAACACGCUCGCUGCCAUCAGACAGGCAGCUGACAAUGGCGCUACAGGGGUGGAACUUGACCUUGAAUUCACUGCUGAUGGCAUUCCUAUCCUGAUGCAUGACGACACAGUAGACAGGACCACUGAUGGGUCUGGAAGUUUACGUGAUUUGACAUUUGCUGAGAUUAGAAAAUUUAAUCCGGCUGCUAAACAUAGAUUAUGGCAUCCUGACAAGCCAGUUUUUGGCUUAUUUCCUAGUGGCACGGGAGCAGAGGAGGAGUGGAGCAAGAACUUUUCAGCAGCACGCAUUAGCACACUGCUUAUGAAACGAGCUGAUAGGAAUGUUAUAACAGCUCUGACCCACAGACCAUGGAGUUUUAGUCACUUUGGAGAUGGGACGCCUCGCUUUGAGUCCUAUUGGAAACACCAUUUUAUGAUGGUACUGGAUGUCAUUAUGGAUUGGAGCAUGCACAACUUCCUGUGGCACUUAUGUGGAGCCUCAGUUUUUCUGGUGCAGAAAAACUUUGUUUCACAGGAGUAUGUGAAACAGUGGUCUUCCAAAGGAGUUCAAGUUGUGGCUUGGACGGUGAACACGUUAGCUGAAAAAAUGUACUAUGAAAAUGUUCUCCAGGCCAGCUAUAUCACUGACAGCUUACUGGAGGACUGUGAUCCUCACUUCUAGUGUUCAGCCUUUUCUGGAUUGUUUAGUGUUUGCUUCUUUAAGCAAAUUGAAGUUUGUCAGCAAAGGAGCUUCAAGGAUUCAUAUUAUCAAUGGUGCAUUAUUCUCUUGGACUAAAUUAUUACAAUCCAUAUUACAUCCAGAUAUUUCUGUUCAUCAUGCUGGAUUGAAUCAGUUUGAAUACAAGCAAGAACUGGAGUUCUUGAUAAGAAAUGGCUGCAGUCCUUUUUUAAAAAAACAUCAGGUUGGUUUAAGACAGGUGUGAGGCUUGCAGAGGAGUUACACUUUUUUUCUAAAUUAAGCUGCUUUUUUGGACUAAAUCUUGAUAUUAGGCCUUUGUGAAUCACUGACAUGACUUGAAACAUUUGUUCGUCUGUACUUAAAAAGGAAUAGUAAGAGAGGGAGAUGCUUACUAUUGCAUAUACUUCCUCCUUGCCUAAUUCUGAAAUCCAGGGACUGUGUAUGAAAAUAUAUUAUUAUUAUUAUUAUUUAUUAAAUUUAUAUACCGCCCGACUAGCAAUAGCUCUCUGGGCGGUGAACAUAGAAAUACAAUAACAUAGGAAAUACAAUAAAUGACACAAUAUAAUACAAAAUAAUACAGUCUAAAAUCAAUACAAUAACAUUUUAAAAAUUAAAUCAAAUUAGAUUAAAAUGCUUCGGAGAAUAGGAAGGUUUUAACCUGGCGCUGAAAAGAGAGCAGAGUCGGCGCCAGGCACACUUCCUCGGGGGAACUGUUCCAUAGUUCGGGGGCCACCACUGAGAAGGCCCUAGAUCUUGUCACCACCCUCCGGGCCUCCCUAUGAGUUGGAACCUGGAGGAGGGCCUUCGUAGUAGAACGUAGUGUACGGGCCGGUUCAUAUCGGAAGAGGCGUUCCGCAAGGUAUCGUGGUCCCGCACCGUAUAAGGCUUUAUAGGUUAAUACCAACACUUUGAAUCUGGCCCGGAAACAUAUUGGCAGCCAGUGCAAGCAGGCCAGAACAGGUGUUAUAUGCUCGGACCGCUUGGUCCUUGUUAGCAGUCUGGCUGCUGCGUUUUGCACUAGCUGUAGCUUCUGAACUGUCUUCAGAGGUAGCCCUACGUAGAGCGCAUUGCAGUAAUCCAAACGCGAGUUUACCAGAGCAUGUACCACUGAUGUAAGGUCCUCUUUACUCAAAUAGGGACGUAGUUGGGCUACCAACCGAAGUUGGUAAAACGCAUUCCUUGCCACUGAGGCUACUUGAGCCUCAAGUGAGAGGGAAGAGUCUAAAAAGACUCCCAGACUACAAACCCGCUCCUUUAGGGGGAGUGUAACCCCGUCCAGGACAGGGUAUAUAUCCACCAUCCGAUCAGAGAACCCGUCCACCAACAGCAUCUCAGUCUUGUCUGGAUUGAGCUUCAGUUUGUUAACUCUCAUCCAAUCCAUUAUCGCAGCCAGGCAACGGUUCAGCACAUCGACAGCCUCACCUGAGGAAGAUGAAAAGGAGAAGUAGAGCUGCGUGUCAUCAGCAUACUGAUGACAACGCACUCCAAAACUCCUGAUGACCUCUCCCAACGGCUUCAUGUAGAUAUUAAAAAGCAGGGGGAACAAAACUGACCCCUGCGGGACUCCAUAUUGGAGAACCCACGGUGUCGAGCAAUGUUCCCUGAGCACUACCUUCUGGAGACGACCCACCAAGUAGGAGCGGAACCACUGCCAAGCAGUACCCCCAACUCCGCGAGCCUCUCCAGAAGGAUACCAUGGUCGAUGGUAUCAAAAGCCGCUGAGAGAUCAAAGAGAAUCAACAGAGUUACACUCCCUCUGUCUCUCUCCCGACAUGGCUGUCUUGGUGCCAAAACCGGGCCUAAAACCCGAUUGAAAUGGAUCUAGAUAAUCGGUUUCAUCCAAUAGCGCCUGGAGCUGGCCAGCAACCACUCGUUCCAAGACCUUGCCCAGGAAUGGAACAUUCGCCACUGGCCUGUAGCUGUUACAGUUGUCUGGGUCCAAGGAAGGCUUUUUCAGAAGUGGUCUCACCACUGCCUCUUUCAGACAGCCAGGGACCACUCCCUAUCGUAAGGAGGCAUUUAUCACUUCCUUGGCCCAGCUACCUGUUCCAUCCCUGCUAGUUUUUAUUAGCCAAGAGGGGCAAGGAUCCAGUACCGAAGUGGUUGCACGUACCUGUCCAUGCACCUUGUCCACGUCCUCGAGCUGAACCAACUGGAACUCAUCCAACAAAACAGGACAAGACUGUGCUCCGGACACCUCACUAGGAUCAACUGCUAUAACUUGAGAGUCUAAGUCCCGGCGGAUGCAUGAGAUCUUAUUCUGGAAGUGAUCAGCAAACUGAUUGCAGCGGGCCUCCGCUGAUUCCACCGUGUCCGGAGGGUUUGAAUGAAGAAGCCCCCGGACAACUCGAAAGAGCUCCGCUGGGACUUCCGGGAAGGGUGACUUAGCCUGUGCCUGCUUUUGAGACGGGCUCCUGCCUCAAAAGAAGCUUAUUCAGAUAUAUCAGUCAGUUUUUUCUUUUUUUUUUGACUGAUUAAACUUCUCCCGGGUAGGGAGAAACGAAGAGAUUAACCUCAAAGCCUAUUUUUGUUGGGACGACCAGAUCUCAUUAAUUUAUGGGACGAGGUCCAGCCGACGAAGGUGGGACGGAUUUUCAACAGCAAGCUCUAUCUGUUAAAGCGAACGUUCAUCUUAUCUUCUAAGAGAGAACGCACUAACAGGCAAGCACCCUUCUUUCUAUAUUUUUCUUUUACUUGACUUAAAUUGUUGCUGUUUAAAAGAGAUUUGCCAGAUUGAUCGGUUUUUGACAUCUCACUGGGGAGCCAUAACUUCUCUCUGCUACGCACUAAUUAAUAGCUUAUCUCUGUUUUUGUUGCAAAAAGCUGUCCUGGAUUUGCAUUCUAAAGAUACACACAGAAGAGGGAUUUCUAUUCCAGAUUUUUAUUUUGAAAAAUAUUAUACUGUUUUGAGACUACUCUCUUUUUGGUUUAUUUUAUUUUGACGAAUCUGUUUCUUGACGAUUGCCAUUAAUUGCUUCGAUCCUGGGAACUGCAUUUUGUUUACUUAACUAUUGGAGAGAUAAGGCUGUCUGCUCUGUUUAUACUGUGAUGUCACCAAGUUUGGAGUAUUAACCCAAUUGUUGCUGAAAUAAGAAGUGGUUUUCCUAUAUUUUUCUUUUAAAAUGGCAAUUAAGAAAGUGGCUGAGAAUCUGGAAAUAACUAUGUUUCAGAGAAUAAUGAAUGAGAUUGAGAUAACGAAAAUUGAAUUGAGUAAAAUGAAGCAGGAGAUUAAAGAUAUAAGGGUCCCUGUGAGAGAGGUGACCCUGGAAGGGGUCCCUGUGAGAGAGGAGACCCCGGAGAUUGGAAUAGGGGUCCCUGUGAGAGAGGAGACCCUGGAGACUGGAAUAGGGGUCCCUGUGAGAGAGGAGAUCCCGGAGAUUGGAACAAACGUGGAACAGGAACAAGAUUUGGAGUCUAUGGACUUUAGAAAUAAAAUCUAUUGUUUGGAACUCAAUG
Molecule: messenger RNA, 4479 nt
Organism: Rhineura floridana
Lineage: Eukaryota; Metazoa; Chordata; Lepidosauria; Squamata; Rhineuridae
Gene: GDE1
Product: glycerophosphodiester phosphodiesterase 1
Exons: 5
Coding region: 115-1005 (296 amino acids)
Biological process (GO): lipid metabolic process
Molecular function (GO): phosphoric diester hydrolase activity
Source: RefSeq, a predicted model, not a curated record